Messenger RNA from Macaca mulatta (Rhesus monkey), 1305 nucleotides. RefSeq names its product chromatin accessibility complex subunit 1 (gene CHRAC1). Gene Ontology annotation, biological process: chromatin remodeling; DNA-templated DNA replication. Gene Ontology annotation, cellular component: nucleus; CHRAC. The record is from RefSeq and is marked provisional. Gene Ontology annotation, molecular function: protein heterodimerization activity. NCBI's taxonomy places the organism in Eukaryota, Metazoa, Chordata, Mammalia, Primates, Cercopithecidae.
GCCGGCUGCCGCCCGCGCGAGGGGCGGGAAGAUGGCGGACGUGGUCGUGGGCAAAGACAAGUGCGGGGAGCAGCGGCUCAUCUCGCUGCCUCUAUCCCGCAUCCGGGUCAUCAUGAAGAGCUCCCCCGAGGUGUCCAGCAUCAACCAGGAGGCGUUGGUGCUCACAGCCAAGGCCACGGAGCUCUUUGUUCAAUGCCUAGCCACCUAUUCCUACAGACACGGCAGUGGAAAGGAAAAGAAAGUACUGACUUACAGUGAUUUAGCAAAUACUGCACAGGAAUCAGAAACUUUUCAGUUUCUUGCAGAUAUAUUACCAAAGAAGAUAUUAGCUAGUAAAUACCUGAAAAUGCUUAAAGAGGAAAAGAGGGAAGAAGAUGAGGAGAAUGACAAUGAUAAUGAAAGUGACCAUGAUGAAGCUGAAUCCUAAACCAAAAAAGUGCUUUAAAAACCAGCCUGGCGAGGACUGCCCUGGACCCGCUCCACUGUCUAUAAGUAAACACAGCACUGCCCGCUUUUAGCGUCUUCACUUCCUCACAGACUUCCAGUGCGUGAUAUUCUUUCGAGGUAUUCUUUCCAGGCCAAGAUUGAGCGCCUCAUGCACCUGCGCCACAAACAGCCAGAGGGAAAGUGACCCAGACAGCAGUCCCUCCUUGACAGGCCCACCCUGCAGCUCAGGCACCAAGAAAGCAGCCGAUACUGGCAGCCAUUGCAGCUCCAAACUGCAGAGGCAAGGCCAAUUUUAACUUUUCAAUUUACAGUCGAUUUUGAAUAACUUCUAUGUAUCAGUUAUGUAAAUUCAUGUAUGUAUAUUUUGGAAUCAGUUCUUAUAAACAGCUCGAUUCAGUUUUAGCUAAAUAGAUAGUUUAUAGGUCGUAUGUUAUAUUUGAAUUUUUGUCUUAAGUUGACUGUUCAGAUAUUUUUCUACUGUAAAGAAACAUACUUUUAAAGAUCUGUACAUGUUUUUACAGUAAAAUGCUUUAUGGAACUAGUUCUAGAGCCCUCUGUGGCUUUAAGGCCUUGCUUACUGCCUGCAAAUUUUGAGAAACUUAAAAAUAAGCAUUCUAACACUUAUUCCCACAGAAAAAUUCCAAGUCAAAUUAUCAAAUCAAAUACAAAAAUAAGUCUUACCUCUUGUAUAAGCAUGUUGUACUAAAAAAAAGUUUUGAAACAUUUUGUAUAUUGAAGAUCUCUCUCAUCUUACUGUUCUUUGCUUUCAAUUCCUGGCACUUAUUUUUACUGUCUCUAAGAGAAAACCUAUCAUAAGCCUUUUUUUUUUUUUUAAACCCCACAUAGGGUAAAUAUUUG